Molecule: messenger RNA, 2367 nt
Organism: Closterium sp. NIES-65
Lineage: Eukaryota; Viridiplantae; Streptophyta; Zygnematophyceae; Desmidiales; Closteriaceae
Source: the annotation of a GenBank genome assembly
AUGGGGCAGGGCGCUUCGCGCCGUGAUGGGCGGCAGAACGAGGCGGCGCGCGGCGGCAGCCAUGGCGGCAUCCUCACGGGCUGCGACGUGCUGCGCGCCGAGUCGUUCGAGAGGCUGCGUGGGAGCAAGGUCGGGCUGAUAGCCAAUGCCACCUGCACACCCCCAACCGCCCUUCCACCUCUCAAACUUGCAUCCCGUGCCCCAUCACUUGCAUCCGGUGCCCCAUCACUUGCAUCCGGUGCCCCAUCACUUGCAUCCGGUGCCCCAUCACUUGCAUCCGGUGCCCCAUCACUUGCAUCCGGUGCCCCAUCACUUGCAUCCGGUGCCCCAUCACUUGCAUCCCGUGCCCCAUCACUUGCAUCCGGUGCCCCAUCACUUGCAUCCCGUGCCCCAUCACUUGCAUCCGGUGCCCCAUCACACAGGCAGAUGCCAUUCAUGGCAGAUGCCAUUCAUGGUUUCACGGCUGUGCACUCCCAAGCUCCCUUCCACCUGGUGGCCAUCUUUGGCCCUGAGCACGGGUUCAGAGGCACAGCGCAGAGGCACAGCGCAGGUGAGGCACUUGCUGCUGCUACCUUGGUGGAAAGUACUUGUGCACUCUCCUUCUUGCUGCACCACCCCCACCCCCAACCUCCCUUCCACCUGGUGGCCAUGUUUGGCCCGAGCACGGAUUCAGAGGCACAGCGCAGAGGCACAGCGCAGGUGAGGCACUUGCAAGGCAGGUGGUGUGUGUGUGUGUGGGCACGGGCUGUCGUUCCUUGCACGUCGCUAGAGGGGUGCUCAGCAGCAGCUUCUCAACCCCAACCUCCCUUCCACCUGCUGCCCAUGUUUGGCCCCGAGCACGGGUCCCGAUGCACGGUGCAGGCAGGCAAGUCAGAAUCCGCCUCUAAAGACCCCAAGACCGGUCUCCCCAUAUUCGAUCUCUACGGCAAGGUGAGGAGGAGGGGAGGCAGGAUUGCAUGUGAGGAGCAGGGGAGGCAGGGGGGAGGCAAGGAGAAGGGAGAUGGAGGGUGGGGCCUCGGAGGUGAGGCGCAGGGGAGGCAGAGCAGAGGGUAUUGGCAGGUGGGGCUUAAGGGUGGGGGGCAGGUGAGGCUGAGGAGAGGGGCAGGUGGAGAGCAGGUGAGGGAGAGGAGAGGGGCAGGUGGAGAGCAGGUGAGGGAGAGGAGAGGGGCAGGUGGAGAGCAGGUGAGGGAGAGGAGAGGGGCAGGUGGAGAGCAGGUGAGGGAGAGGAGAGGGGCAGGUGGAGAGCAGGUGAGGGAGAGGAGAGGGGCAAGUGGAGAGCAGGUGAGGGAGAGGAGAGGGGCAGGUGGGGAGCAGGUGAGGGAGAGGAGAGGGGCAGGUGGAGAGCAGGUGAGGGAGAGGAGAGGGGCAGGUGGAGAGCAGGUGAGGGAGAGGAGAGGGGCAGGUGGAGAGCAGGUGAGGGAGAGGAGAGGGGCAGGUGGAGAGCAGGUGAGGGAGAGGAGAGGGGCAGGUGGAGAGCAGGUGAGGGAGAGGAGAGGGGCAGGUGGAGAGCAGGUGAGGGAGAGGAGAGGGGCAGGUGGAGAGCAGGUGAGGGAGAGGAGAGGGGCAGGUGGGGAGCAGGUGAGGGAGAGGAGAGGGGCAGGUGGGGAGCAGGUGAGGGAGAGGAGAGGGGCAGGUGGGGAGCAGGAUUCCCAAUCCAUAGCCAAGUGUUUUGAAGCCUCUGGCGCUGAUACCAUUGUGUUUGACAUUCAAGAUGUUGGGGCUCGUUUCUACACCUUCAUCUGGACGCUCUACGACUGCCUCGUGGCAGCUGCCCUCUGCCCGUCCAUUCGCCGCUUCCUCGUACUCGAUAGACCCAACCCACUGGGAGGGGUGGUGGUGGACGGACCAAUAACAGAGCCUCAACACGCUUCAUUUGUUGGCAGGAAGUGCGAGAACUCAGCUCACACCCGCGGUGCCCCCUUCCCCUUCUUCCCCGCCACCUUCCCCCUCUUUCCCACCCUCCCGGGCUUCUUUUUGCUCACCUCCCGCCACCUUCCAUCUUCUCCAUGCAACACUCACCUCCCGCCACCUUCCAUCUUCUCCAUGCAACACUCACCUCCCGCCACCUUCCAUCUUCUCCAUGCAACACUCACCUCCCGCCACCUUCCAUCUUCUCCAUGCAACACUCACCUCCCGCCACCUUCCAUCUUCUCCAUGCAACACUCACCUCCCGCCACCUUCCAUCUUCUCCAUGCAACACUCACCUCCCGCCACCUUCCAUCUUCUCCAUGCAACACUCACCUCCCGCCACCUUCCAUCUUCUCCAUGCAACACUCACCUGUCGGCCCAUGGGCCAUCCCUCUGCGCCACGGCAUGACAGUGGACGAGCUCGCACUCCUCUUCUUCUCCGAGUUCCUCCCACCCUGA